GGCAUUCUGUCUCGCGUUCGCCGAUUUCCUGGGAGUUAUUUCGUUUCUCGUUUGUGAUCAGGGUGAUAAAAGUCCCGAGUUUACCCGUUUCCGCGAAAUGCGAAUCUAAACGAGAAAAACCUCCGUUUCGUCCCGACUCGAAGCACCUCAAAACAACUGAAAAUUUAAUUAGCCACUCAAUUAAAAAAUGGCAGGAAUGAAGGGUUGGUUGCUCUAGCAUUUGCUGGAUCUAUAGGCAUGACAUUUAUUAUUCUUGCCUGUGGUCUACCAGAUUACAAGGUGUGGUGGCCGCUGAUUGUAGUGGUAUUUUACAUGUUCGCACCUCUACCAACAUUGUUAGCUAGGCGUUACACCGAAAGAACUGGGACUACCAAUUCAAGUAUGGAUCUAGCAAUAUUUAUAACAAUGGCAUUCGUCGUGUCAUCAUUCGCACUACCAGUAGUUCUGGCACGAGCAGAAGCGAUAAAAUGGGGAGCUUGCUAUCUCACGUUGGCCGGUAACGUCGUUGUAUACUUCACAAUUAUUGGGUUUUUCGUUACCUUGUACCAAGAAGAUAGUGAUUACAGCAUGUGGUGAAGAUCUUGGCGACUAUCUUAUAAUGCAUUAAAAAAAAAUUUGUCCUUAAAAAUAAUUUAUUUUUAAACUCCAAUUCCAUAAAUGAUGAUUCUGGUUAAUAUGCUAGUUUUGGUAAUAUAAACAUUUAUUUUCUUUUAUUGUUUUUUUAUUACGAACACUUAAAGACUUAGAAAAUUUUUAAAUAAUAAGUAUUUUUAACUUACGCCUUACAUUAAUUAUGUAUAUUUUGAUUACUGAUUUUUAAACAGUAUUACAGAGUCAUUAUUAUUAUUAUUAUUAAUUAUUGUAAAGAAUUUGAAACACGGGGUAAAUGCAAAGUGCUUUUGUUCAGAAACUUAAUUGCGUUUCUAAUAUCUGCUGAACCUGGUAUUUAUAGGUUUAAUUCAUCCUCUUUUAUAUUUUAUAAUUAGGCUACUAAAUAAAUUAUUCAACUUGUA
Molecule: messenger RNA, 1013 nt
Organism: Cimex lectularius (bed bug)
Lineage: Eukaryota; Metazoa; Arthropoda; Insecta; Hemiptera; Cimicidae
Product: leptin receptor gene-related protein
Exons: 4
Coding region: 238-576 (112 amino acids)
Biological process (GO): late endosome to vacuole transport via multivesicular body sorting pathway
Cellular component (GO): endosome
Source: RefSeq, a predicted model, not a curated record